Messenger RNA from Myxozyma melibiosi, 1122 nucleotides. RefSeq names its product putative Dhp1-interacting protein Din1. The record is from RefSeq and is a predicted model, not a curated record. NCBI's taxonomy places the organism in Eukaryota, Fungi, Ascomycota, Lipomycetes, Lipomycetales, Lipomycetaceae. The coding region runs from base 1 to 1122 and encodes 373 amino acids. Gene Ontology annotation, molecular function: mRNA 5'-diphosphatase activity. Gene Ontology annotation, cellular component: nucleus; cytosol. Gene Ontology annotation, biological process: nuclear-transcribed mRNA catabolic process; NAD-cap decapping. The transcript has 3 exons.
AUGAGACAGCCUCGGGAGUUUACCUGUUUUUCAUAUGACGAGCAGAGGGCGCUUCGUCAUGACGAUUCGUCGUUGGGGUAUUUGUAUCUGUUGAAAGAGGAUCUGGCGACGCAGAACGGGUAUAACCUUUCUGAAGGGUAUGAUCGGUUUAUUCAGCGCGAUGCCGGAGUUGACGAGCACCUGGACGGUCUGCUGGUUGCUCUGACCAAGUACGAAAAAGAGCACGGCGGGCGGAAGACGGCGGGAGAUAUAGUGACCUGGAGAGGCAUGUUGACGAAGCUGAUGUGCUUACCAUUCGAGAAGGAUGGCGACUCGACGUUUGAGAUGAAUAUCACAUAUUUCGACGUAAGCUGCAAAUGUGGUGUAGUGCUGAAGAGCAAGGAGUACAAGAGCAGUCAUGAUGAGCCUGAAGACGAUCGAAGACAGCUGAUGUCUUAUUGGGGCUACAAAUUCGAACAGAUCGCCACGAUCCCAAAGCCAUGGGGCGAAUGCACCAGAGAUGAGAUCGAAAAGCGAACUCACAAGCCAGUCAACAACAACGUCCAAUACUGCUCGAUCAUCAAAUCAGGCCUGGGCAGCGUGCGCAUGAUCGUCGGAGGAGAAGUCGACUGCGCGAAAGAUUACAAGCCCGACGAGCAGCGCGAUAACCCGGACAAUGACGCGGAGCUCUUUGAUAAUCCGCUAGAUCACUACGUCGAGCUCAAGACCAACCAGGUGAUCAACCACGACACCGGGGCGCGGAAUUUCGAGAAAAAAUUACUGCGAGUGUGGGCGCAGUCGUUCCUGCUCGGCGUGCCAAAGGCGAUCGUCGGGUUCCGGACUAGAGAAGGGUAUCUCCAAACAUUCGAAGAGUUUGAGGUGCAAAAGAUCCCGGCCAUGAUCAAAAAGAGCAAGUUUUAUCAUCCGCGCAACUCGUGGGACGGCAACGAGGCUAUCGCGUUCCUGGCGGCGUGUCUGCAGUGGAUCAAGACCUCGAUUCCGGCAGAGGAAAAUGGAGAGGUCUGGAAGUUGCGGUAUAUUGCACGGUCGGAUUAUCUGCUGCUCAUGAAAGCUCCCGGCCAGGCUAGUUUUCUGCAUCCUGAUUUUGUAGAGUGGAGAAAGGAGCGCAGGGAAAGUAAAUGA